CUUGCAAUCUACUUGCUAAACACAAAACACAAACCUUAUUCAUCAUUCAACAUGCAGACCUCACUGCUUCACGAGCUAGUUGUUGGAAUUCCAAUCAUACACAAACAGUUUCAAAAAUCGAAUAACAAAUACUUACUUGAUUAUGCUUCUCAUCCAUGUCAAUAUCCAUCCCAACAUCAAAGCAAAAUGUUUCAAUGUUUUAGGUAAAGGAAGUUGUAACCAGAAAAAGCGCAGCAGGAUAGUAAUUCUGAGAUUUCAGUGAGACUGGGGACAAACAUAUCUGAAACUAUAAAAAGGAAGUUGAGCUUAGGGACAAGAAUUCUUCAAAUGGGUGGAGUGGACAAAGUGUUCAUGAAGUAUUUUAGUGUGAUAAAGGGAGAGAGGCUGUUGAAAGUUUGCCACUGUUAUCUGUCGACCACAUCUGGGCCUCUAGCUGGUCUCCUCUUCAUCUCCACCGAAAAGGUUGCAUUUUGCAGCGAGAGAUCAAUAAAAGUCUUUAAUAAGAAAGGACAAAUGUGUAGGAUGCGCUAUAAGGUUUCCAUUCCAGUGAAGAAGAUAAAGAGUGUGAGGCAAAGUGAAGAUGUUGAGAAGCCAAGACAGAAGUACAUAAAUAUAACUACAGUUGACAAUUUUGAUUUCUGGCUAAUGGGCGUAUCAAAAUAUCAUAAGACUUACAAAUAUCUGGAACAGGCAACUUCUCAAACUUAGAUGAAUAUGAGAUAUAACUUACAAGAGAUUAUAUGGCAACUGUAAUUGAAGAUAUAACCAGUAUGUUUAAA
Molecule: messenger RNA, 779 nt
Organism: Lathyrus oleraceus (garden pea)
Lineage: Eukaryota; Viridiplantae; Streptophyta; Magnoliopsida; Fabales; Fabaceae
Product: GEM-like protein 7
Exons: 3
Source: RefSeq, a predicted model, not a curated record